Messenger RNA from Pseudovirgaria hyperparasitica, 1575 nucleotides. RefSeq names its product PLP-dependent transferase. Gene Ontology annotation, biological process: transsulfuration. NCBI's taxonomy places the organism in Eukaryota, Fungi, Ascomycota, Dothideomycetes, Acrospermales, Acrospermaceae. The record is from RefSeq and is a predicted model, not a curated record. The transcript has a single exon. The annotation marks the transcript as partial. Gene Ontology annotation, molecular function: pyridoxal phosphate binding; cystathionine gamma-synthase activity.
UUGGGAACUGCGAUACCGGAAGCUCGACACGCCAUUUCUGUCCAGAUUCCGACAUGGCGAGACAUGUGUGGACUUGGUGGGGGGGAUUUACGGGUGAUGAAGGCACUGCGGAACGGCUAUCCGCGGUCAUUUCUCCACCAAGAUAUACGAAGACUCAAUGAACACUGUCAGCGAGAUUUAGACACCACCGAUAUGCUUCUGCUGUUCCCUAGUGAGUUGCAUGCGUCUGCAUGCAGGGAAUAUCUUGUGAAGCACAAGGGUGCCAAGAAUGUCCGACUGGUAGCGCGCCAAUUCGGGAAUGAAGCCAUGUCCGUUCACCUCUGGGCUACUGUGUUUCCCGCGGACCUCUCAGUGGCUGGAGCACUGUUCUGGCGCCUGACAGGUACGGGUAUUUCAUCCCGUUUAGCGGAGAAAUGUCUCACGCUCAAGGAUAUGACUGACCACGUGGGCCAAUCCUACGCGGCGAUCCCUCUCGGCCCCCUGACGCCAGCGGGAGCGGGAGUGAGAGCGGGAGCGGAUUUAGCCCCGCUAGUUUCUCCAUACCAGGUCAUCCAAGGUCGCAUCGCUGGGUUCCUUCGCAUCUCAGACCCUAGCGAUGUAUUCUUGUAUCCUUCCGGAAUGUCAGCAAUUUAUCACCUACACCACCUCCUCCUACAAUGGCGCGGACUAGCCAGCGCCAUCAUUGGCUUUCCCUACGAACUGACAAUCAAAAUGCUCCAGACAUACGGUCCAGGGCUGCAUUUCUAUAGCAUGGGAACAGAUGCCGAGAUUGACCGAUUCGAGACCGACCUGGCUCAAGGCAUCAAAGUGCAGGCAGUAUGGUGCGAAUGUCCGUCCAAUCCACUGUUGUGGACAGUUGACCUAAGCCGAGUUCGUCGACUUGCAGACCGGUUCGACUUCCUUGUAAUCGUGGAUGACACCAUUGGUACAUUUGCCAAUGUCAAUGUCAUGCCAGUCGCCGAUGUUGUUGUAACUUCUCUUUCGAAGUCAUUCAAUGGAUUUGCCGACCUUCUAGCCGGUAGCCUGACCCUCAACGCAGCCUCUCCGCAUCACGAAACCUUGAAAAAGUCACUCGUAUCGUCGUACACAAACAAUGUGUACAUUGACGAUGCAAUACAACUCGAGCAUAACAGCCGGAACUUCUUGCGCAGGCAGUCUAUCCUCAAUACUAACGCAGCGUAUCUAGCUGACUAUGCGUAUCCUUUGACUAAGGACCCUUGCAGCGUGGUAAAGGCAGUGUACUACCCGAAAGUCAGUCCAUCGGCACGUUACUACGAGGAGCGCAUGUGGGAACAGGUGGAUGACUUCACACCAGGAUAUGGCUGCCUACUUACCAUAGACUUCAAGACAGUCGCCGCUGCCGUAGCGUUUUUCGAUAACCUGCACGUCCUGAAAGGGCCAUCGCUUGGGCUGCACCACACUCUAGCUCAACCAUACGUGCAGAUGGUUCUUCAGAACGAGAAGCAAUGGGCAGCAAGCCACGGUAUUAUGGAGACGAUCGUUCGGAUCUCUGCAGGUCUAGAGGACAAGGAGACUUUGUUAGGUCUUCUACAAGUAGCAUUGAAAGCUGCUCAA